Aureobasidium subglaciale EXF-2481 is the source of this 324-nucleotide messenger RNA. RefSeq lists its product as uncharacterized. The coding region runs from base 1 to 324 and encodes 107 amino acids. The transcript is spliced from 3 exons. The record is from RefSeq and is a predicted model, not a curated record. Lineage: Eukaryota; Fungi; Ascomycota; Dothideomycetes; Dothideales; Saccotheciaceae.
AUGGGCGCCAUUUCGAAUCUCAUCCCACUCAUCAUCCUAUUUGUCGUCGUGGGCGCGUUUGCAUUUGUUGCAUACCAGAUGUACAUCUGGACCAACGACCUCGCCGACCAAGGAAAGAAGACUAUGGAGAAGAAGAAUAUGACAUUUUCAAAAGACGGCAUGAAGGUUGGAGUCAAGGAGAUUAGCGAGGAGGAAUAUGCAGACAGGACACAGAGCGUACUCGUCAACACAUGGAACCAGAGUUCCUUCCCUGCGUACAAGAGCCGACUUUGGAACAAGGAAGAGCAGGCGAAGAACAAGGCUGCCACUUCGGGAAGAGCUUGA